This is a messenger RNA of Ceratosolen solmsi marchali, 1299 nucleotides long. RefSeq names its product X-linked retinitis pigmentosa GTPase regulator. The transcript is spliced from 5 exons. NCBI's taxonomy places the organism in Eukaryota, Metazoa, Arthropoda, Insecta, Hymenoptera, Agaonidae. The record is from RefSeq and is a predicted model, not a curated record. Bases 1 to 1041 code for a protein of 346 amino acids.
AUGCCUAAAAUAUAUUUCUCAGGAUUAAAUGCAAGUAAACUUAUCCAUGAAAAUAAUUUUCAUAAUCCUGGAACAGUAUUAGCAAUUGAUAAAUUUAUUUCUUUAUCAUACGAUGAUAUAACUGACAUUGAAAUUGGAUGGGAUUACAUCCUUAUCUGGAAAAAUAAUGAUUUAUACAUAUCUGGAAAAAUUGUGACCAAUGAAUCUAAUAAACUCAAUCGAUUGCUUAAAAUACCUGAGCACACAAAUCUUAAAUUUAAGCAAGCAAUUGCAGGAUCUGAAAAUGUAACGAUUUUGACAAAUGAUAAUUGCAUAUGGAUGUAUAAUAUUUAUAAUGAAACAUGGAAAAAAGUAAAAAUUUUUAUUUCGAGCGUAUCCGAAGUCGAGAAGGAAUACGUAAUUAAAAUUGCUCAGGGACGAUGCACUGUCGCCUUAACAAAUUUAGGUCGAAUUCUUAAUAUUCCAAUAUCUGUUAAUAAUCCUGAGGUUGUUAAGUUUAUUGACGUUGCUUGUGGAUAUGAUCAUGUAAUAUUACUUACAGAAAAAGGAGAUGUUUAUACCACGGGAAUGGGAACUCGAGGACAGCUGGGUCACGGCGAUUUAGAAGACUGUGACAAGCCUAAAUUGGUCGAAGCUAUAACAGGCUUAAAGAUUGUACAAAUAUCAGCAGGUGGUUGGCAUAAUGCUGUUAUAAGUAACCAAGGAGAUUUAUAUACUUGGGGAUGGAAUAAUCAAGGACAGCUUGGUCAACCCAAUAUUGAAAAUAUUGUUGCAGUGCCAACUAUUGUUGAUUUUGCAAAUGAAAUUGAAGAAAAAGAUUAUAAUGUAACUAAAGUAGAAUGUGGGAGUACAUUUACAAUUUGCAUUACGGAUACUGGCGAGCUUUGGGGAUCUGGAUCUAAUAAAUAUGGCCAACUUGGCUUAUUAAGAAAAAAUAUUUUCGUUUCAAAACUAUUUAUUCCUUUAAAUAUUAAUUAUUGUAAUUUACCAAUUAAAGAUUUCAAAUGUCGUGAAUGGAGCUGUUGCAUUUUUACAGGCUAAUUUUUAUAUUAAUGUAGAUUAAUUAAAUUUACUAAUAUCUGAUUCUAAUUCUUCAUUUUUAUUAAAGUUUAUAAUUUCGGAGCACAUCAUAGCUUUCGAAAGUGGUAAAAUAUAAUUUGUUUGAUUGCAACUACUUCUAGUGAAUAAUUCACUUGAUAUGGUAAACUCCGCCGAUGUAUCCUGUAUAUCUUUUUGUAUCGAUCUUUUGUUAGAUUUAUCUACGUGUAAAUAUGCAAAAUAAUUAAAUUAUUAAAAAAA